UUAAUCAGCUGCCCAAGCUGCGCCAGCGCACAUCAACGAUUUUAAGAUCCGGCAAAAAGAUUGGCCUUUAAACUGUAUUUACCUCAAGAACUGGAACCCAAAGAAAAGUGAAGUGAAAUGGCGCCCAAUUUGACUUGUGUGUGGAUUACUCUGCUGCAACUCAUGAGCUUGGCUCUGGCCGAUGUCUCCCACCUGGAUUACUCGAUUGCACCCAGCACCCAGCUGGGUUACUACCACUAUCCCGCUCCCAACAGGCCAGCCGUGCACCGGAGCCAGAGGAACCAGUACCAACAGAACCAGCAGUAUCCCCAAGUGGCUCGUCAGUUUUCUGAGCCUGCCUUGGAGCAUGCCGCCUUCACCCAGGCUCUGACCAGCCAGGGUUACGUAUUUGGAGCACCGUCGUCUGCCCUCCAGGUGGCUCCCCCGGCACCACAGCCCCAGCAGGUGGCUAGGGUAUCAGCUGCGGCGGGAUCAGCCACAGGUCGUUCCAUAUCAUCCGCUUCUGUGGAUGCCAACUCGCUGAACCUCAAGCUGCCAGUGCCCUUCGGCAUUGCUCCACUGAAUGUGGCACAACUUCCGCUGCAGGCUGGAGCACCAUACGCCAGUGUGCCCAGAACUACGGGGCUAACUUCCUAUGGAACACCGCAGAUCCAGAGGCGCUAGUCCUGCUAUCCUAGCCCAUAGAAUAAAAAUACAUUUAAUGGAGCCAGAGCCAUCCCGACUGAUCAUCAAACUGCGAUGACUUCUGCUCUUAGCGAAUACACAUUGAUAAUAAACUUGCCAUCUAAGCUUA
Messenger RNA from Drosophila mauritiana, 793 nucleotides. RefSeq lists its product as uncharacterized. The coding region runs from base 118 to 663 and encodes 181 amino acids. The transcript is spliced from 2 exons. NCBI's taxonomy places the organism in Eukaryota, Metazoa, Arthropoda, Insecta, Diptera, Drosophilidae. The record is from RefSeq and is a predicted model, not a curated record.